AAAAAAUAAGUUGGGAUUUGAAAACGUAUUUCUCUACCUAUGUAUAUAUCCCAACAUUCACAUUAAUUGAUAUCAAUCAUCAAUCAAAAUUAAGUCAAAAGUAUCAUCAAGAAGAGAUAUAUAAAACAUGAAACUCUUGGGAAAAAUGGUUUAUAUAAAUGUUUUGAUGACGGUAAUGGCGAUUUGGUUCGUGUCCUUGAGUUACGGUCAAGGAGCCGAGUCACUAAUGGCAGGUGUUGUAGCCGAGGCACCAAGGAUUGAUGAUGCAGCCGACUCACCUGAAGCUGACAGACUCGACAACGGUUGGUAUGACGCACGAGCCACAUUUUACGGUGACAUCCAUGGUGGAGAGACUCAAAAGGGAGCUUGUGGAUAUGGUGAUCUAUUCAGACAAGGCUAUGGUCUAGCCACGGCGGCGUUGAGCACAGCACUCUUCAACAACGGGUACACGUGCGGGGCUUGUUUCGAGAUCACGUGCGCGCAUGAUCCACAAUGGUGUUUGCCCGGAUCCAUCAAGAUCACAGCUACAAAUUUCUGUCCACCUAAUUACACCAAGACCGUAGACGUUUGGUGCAAUCCACCACAAAAACAUUUUGAUCUCUCCCUAGCAAUGUUCCUCAGGAUCGCCAAGUACAAAGCCGGGGUUGUCCCGGUUAGAUACAGACGUGUUCCUUGCUCGAAAACCGGUGGUGUCAGGUUCGAAACUACAGGAAACCCUUGGUUCUUAAUGAUCUUGCCAUACAAUGUAGGAGGAGCCGGAGAUAUUAAGGCCAUGCAGGUUAAAGGAAGCAGAACCGGUAUGGAUAACCAUGCGGAAGAAUUGGGGACAGCACUGGACCACCAAUGUUGUGUUGACCGGACAAGGUUUAUCAUUCAGGGUUACGACGAGUGAUGGGGUUACUAUGGAUUUUAUGAACGUGGCGCCACAUAAUUGGGGAUUUGGUCAGACUUUUAAUGGAAGGAUUAACUUUUAGGAGAAUGACUUGAGUUUUGUUAUCUAAGUCUUAACACAAAAAGAAAACAUAGAUGUAUUACCCGGUAAAACAAAUUUACAAUAAUUAAAAAUAAAAUAUAAACGAGAACUCUUUAAUUUUUGUUUUAUGUUGAAUUCAUGCAUUUGAAAAAAGAUUUCAUGCAUCUUAACUUCAUACUAACUAAGAUGUAACCCUCCUCACGCGUCUUUUGACAUAGUAUUUCUGUUUGGUUCGGUGCAAAUUAUUCAGUUUCUUUUCCCAAGUAUUUCUUAUAAUCGC
Thlaspi arvense is the source of this 1253-nucleotide messenger RNA. NCBI's taxonomy places the organism in Eukaryota, Viridiplantae, Streptophyta, Magnoliopsida, Brassicales, Brassicaceae. The record is from the annotation of a GenBank genome assembly.